Molecule: messenger RNA, 5156 nt
Organism: Entelurus aequoreus (snake pipefish)
Lineage: Eukaryota; Metazoa; Chordata; Actinopteri; Syngnathiformes; Syngnathidae
Gene: sh2d3ca
Product: SH2 domain containing 3Ca
Exons: 14
Coding region: 179-2281 (700 amino acids)
Biological process (GO): small GTPase-mediated signal transduction; positive regulation of peptidyl-serine phosphorylation
Molecular function (GO): guanyl-nucleotide exchange factor activity; phosphotyrosine residue binding
Source: RefSeq, a predicted model, not a curated record
GAAUGCCAUGCAUGCACACGUCCGCCUCUCGCUGCCAUGCACACUCGCUUCUGGAGCUUUCUGAUGCUGACCACCGCCGCCAUGUCGAGGGCUUAGCCCGCACAGUGUGUGUGUGUGAGUGUGUGUGUGUGUGAGUGUGUGUGUGUGUGUGAAGGGUUAGGGAAGACGUGAGUCCACCAUGACGGAACGCUGCAGUCUGUGGAGCGCCUUGUCGGCUGCAGCGUGCUGCUUCUACCGGGGAUCCUUCAUGCAGGUGCAGUUCUCCAAGGAGAAGUACCUGCUGGAGUCUCCUCCUGAGAAGCUGCGCAAGGAGCUGGAAGAGGAGCUGAAGCUCAGCCCCGCCGACAUCAGGAGCCACGGCUGGUACCAUGGACACAUACCCAGGGAGGUGUCAGAGACUCUGGUCGUGCGCCACGGAGACUUCCUGGUGCGAGACUCCCUGGUCAACAUGAGCGACUACGUGCUGACCUGUCGCUGGGACCACGAGGCGCUGCACCUGAAGAUCAGCAAAGUCCUGCUGAAGUCCAGCGACACCAAGGUCCAGUAUGUGUUGGAGGGGGAGAGCUUCGACUCGGUCCAGGACCUGGUCCGUUUUUACGUGAGUCAGCGUAAAGCCGUGUCCCAGUCCGGCGGCGUCCACAUCUACUGUCCAGUCAGCAGGACUGUCCCACUGCGCUACCUGGAGGCCACCUUCGCCCUCGCCAGCGCCAAGCAAGGCUCCGCCUACUCGCCCUCCGGCCACAGGGGGGCGUACAUCAAGAGGCGCAGCGUCACCAUGACCGACGGCCUCACUGCAGACAAGAUGCUACCUCACAGUGACUCUGACAGUCCAGUUGGGACACCACCAGGACCACAGCCGGAACCUGUGCCCACCUGCAGGUGUCCUUCCACUGUGCACCAUCACAAAGACGCCAUGAGGAACUGCGCCAUGAGCAUGGACCACAUCCAGGAGUACCGACGCCCCCUGUCGCCCGUGGGAGAGACCCCGCUGUCGCCGGCGUACUGCGCAAUCAUGAGACAGCGGGCCCACUCGGGUGGGCGUGUCCUGGCCGUGGUGCCGCCCUCACCCGUCACGCGGCGUUCCAGCGACCCUCAGCUCAGCCCGUCUUCCGGCGGCCACCCCCCCGACCAUCCCGCCUUCCACUGCGCCCACUCCUCGCCCGCGCAUGGUCCCGCUCUCCAAGCGCGGCCCUCGGGCAGCUACUGUGACCUCAGACCCUGUGCGGGCGGCCCCCCCAAGCCUCCCACCAAGACCUACGUGGAGCGAUUGCGGGUGGAGGAGGGGAGGAGCGAGGGCAGCAGGCAGGAAGGAGACGCCAUGUGCAGCGCUCCGCUGGUGGAGACCGCAUCCUUCUUCAGGCCAGCCAGGUAUGAGUGUUGCAUCAUGUCCGCUGACAACAAACCUCUGGAGAUGUCCGUGCUGAAGAAGGUGAAGGAGCUGCUGGCUGAGGUGGACGCUAGCACCGCUGCUAAACACAUCACCUUGGUGGACUGCACGGUUGGCAGAAUAGUGGGCGUGUCCUCAGAGAUGCAAAGGAUGAUGGGAGUUUCCUCGGGCUUGGAGUUACUGACGCUACCUCACGGACACCAGCUGAGACUGGACCUGCUGGAGAGGUUCUACACCAUGUCCAUGACGAUGGCGGUGGAGCUGCUGGGCUGCACGGGCAGCACGGAGGAGAGGGCGGUGCUGCUCCACAAGACCAUCCAGGUGGCGGCGGAGCUGAAGAGCAACCUGGGAAACAUGUUUGGCUUCGCCGCCGUCAUGAGAGCCUUGGAUCUGCCGCAGAUCUCCCGCCUGGAGCAGACGUGGGUGACGCUGCGGCAGAGACACACAGAGGCCGCCAUCUUGUACGAGAAGAAACUCAAACCUUUCCUCAAGAACCUGAACGACGGCAAAGAGUCCAGCAUCCUGGCCAGCACCACCUUCCCGCACGUCAUACCCGUCCUGGCGCUGCUGGAGCGAGGCCUGGCCCUGGGCGAGGUGCCGGAGCCCUGGGAGAGCGGCGAGGUGGGCGUGGACGUGGUCAUGCACCACCUGGAGGCCGCACGCAGCGUGGCGCACCACAGGGGGGUGUACAGGAGCAACGCCCAGAGCAAACUGCAGGACUUCCAGGUGCAGGAGGAGAUAGCGGCCAUCUUCCACACUGAGUUCCAGAUGCGUCUGCUGUGGGGCAGUGGAGGGUCAGAGGUCAGCCAGCAGGAACGUUACCACAAGUUCCAGCAGGUUCUCACCGCACUCUCACACAAGCUGGAACCUCCGCCGCGACACAGCCAGCUAUAGCCACCCUCACGCGGGCACCACCAAGGACAACGGUCAAGGAGGACAGCGGUCAAGGAGGACAGCGGUCAAGGAGGACAGAGGUCAAGGAGGACAGCGGUCAAGGAGGACAGGUCAAAGAGGACAGAGGUCAAGGAGGACAGAGGUCAAGGAGGACAGCAGACAGGCAGCUACAACGGGACGGAGGUGAUGCUAGGCACUGCACUCACUAAGGCCACGCCUCAAACUGUGGCCACGCCCCAAAGUGUGGCCACGCCCCAAAGCGUGGCCCCCAGAGGACACUAGUGGGAGGAGCAAACCCGCGUCCACACACGCACUUCCUGCUGUGGUAGAACCACUUCCUGUCACCACUUUGGGCCUGAUCUACUAAAACACCUGUUUGUCUCGGUGAUCAUCACAACCAACACACCAAUUCAGCUCACGCAGUGUGAUUUAUCAAGACCAAUCUGCUCAAAUAAUAGUCAUGUUGUCCUUUCAGCAAUAUCCUUUCAUCAUUGUACAGCUGCUGCAUGGGACCAUCCAAACUAAUGCUAUCUCUGCCUUUUUGUCAGGAAAUAACUCAUGUGAUUAAUCACCUAACUCAUGUGAUUAAUCACUUAACUCCUUAACUCAUCUGAUUAAUCACCUAACUCAUGUGAUUAAUCACUUAACUCCUUAACUCAUCUGAUUAAUCACCUAACUCAUGUGAUUGAUCACUUAACUCCUUAACUCAUCUGAUUAAUCACCUAACUCAUGUGAUUAAUCACUUAACUCCUUAACUCAUGUGAUUAAUCACCUAACUCAUGUGAUUAAUCACUUAACUCCUUAACUCAUCUGAUUAAUCACUUAACUCAUCUGAUUAAUCACCUAACUCAUGUGAUUAAUCACUUAACUCUUUAACUCAUGUGAUUAAUCACCUAACUCAUGUGAUUAAUCACCUAACUCCUUAACUCAUGUGAUUAAUCACUUAACUCUUGUGAUUAAUCACCUAACUCCUUAUCUCAGCUGAUUAAUCACUUAACUCAUGUGAUUAAUCACCUAACUCAUGUGAUUAAUCACUUAACUCCUUAACUCAUUUGAUUAAUCACCUAACUCAUGUGAUUAAUCACUUAACUCACGUGAUUAAUCACCUAACUCCUUAACCCAUGUGAUUAAUCACUUAACUCAUCUGAGUAAUCACCUAACUCAUGUGCUUAAUCACUUAACUAAUGUGAUUAAUCACCUAACUAUUGUGAUUAAUCACCUAACUCCUUAACUCAUGUGAUUAAUCACCUACCUCAUGUGGUUAGUCACCUAACUCCUUAACUCAUGUGAUUAAUCACUUAACUCAUGUGAUUAAUCACCUAACUCUUGUGAUUGAUCACCUAACUCCUUAACGCAUGUGAUUAAUCACCUAAAGCAUGUGAUUAAUCACUUAACUCAUGUGAUUAAUCACCUAACUUGUGAUUAAUCACCUAACUCCUUAACUCAUGCGAUUAAUCACUUAACUCAUGUGAUUAAUCACUUAACUCAUGUGAUUAAUCACCUAACUCUUGUGAUUUAUCACCUAACUCCUUAACUCAUGUGAUUAAUCACCUAACUCAUGUGAUUAAUCACCUAAUUCCUUAACUCAUGUGAUUAAUCACCUCACUCAUGUGAUUAAUCACCUAAAAUGAUUUUUAUACGCAGAUUAAUCACCCAAUUUAUGUUGAUGCUACAACAUAACUUUGACCGUGUUUAUAUCUACCAAUUCACAUCAAUACAUGAGGAAAUGAAACAAUACAAUGAAAUAAAAACAUAACACCAUAAAAUAAAAAUAUAACAAUAAAAUGAAAUUAAUAAUUGAUAAUAAAAUACAAUCAAUAUUUGAUAAUCAAAUGAAAUACAUAUACUGUACAACAGUAAAAUGAAAUAAAGUUAUAAUAAUAAAAUGAAAUAACAUUAUGAUAAUAAAAUGAAAUAAAAUUAUAACAAUACAAUGAAAUAAAAACAUAACAUUACAAAGAAAUGACAAUAUAACAAUAAAAUGAAACACAAAUAUAACAAUAAAAAAAAUAAAAUAUAACAGUAAAAUUAUAACAAUAAAAUGAAAUACAAUUAUAACAAUACAAUUAAACAAGAAUAUAACAAUACAAAGAAAUAUGAUAAUGAAAUGAAAUACAAACAUAACAAUAAAAUGAAAUGAAAAUAGGAAAAUAUCAUGAAAUAAAAAUAGAUAAGAAAAUGAAAUAAAAAUCUAACAUAAAGUGGACUGAAAAUAUGAUAAUAAGAUGUAAUCAUCUAAAUGGUGAUGCCUAUUUAUGGACUUGACAUCAAAGUUUUGCAUAUACUGUAAAAAGUUGUCAUUGUGACAAUAACAUUGAAUUGUUGUCCAAAUGUUCCUAAAGAAUGUUUAAUAACUUGUGAUUAUUAAUCAUUCAAUUCAUCUGAUUUAAAAACAUCAUCACUCGUUUUUCAAUGACUUUUCUUUUGUCGUAUAAAAUAUAUAUUAUUAACAUAUUUCCUGUAUUUUUAAAAAAACCUUGCAAUAUGCAUUUUCUUAGGGCUGGAACAUUCCAGCACACGCUGGCAGUUAGCGCCACCAUCUUCUGGAUGCUAACGAGAAGUUGUAGGUGGCUGCGUCUAAAAUGCCCAUAAAAAGUGCUGCAUGUUCCAUUUGUGUGCUGCAUGCUUGCAAACAUAACCGGCGGGGAGGGAGCAUGAGUGUCUCCAUGGUCGCGUUAAGUAUGGCAGCUGUCAAUCAAUCACACCUGGGUUUGGAUCUUAGUAGGUCAGGCCCUACAUCUCCCUCUGUGUGUGUGUGUGUGUGUGUGUGUGUGUGUGUGUGUGUGUGUGUGUGUGUGUGUGUGUGUGUGUGUGUGUGUGUGUGUGUGUGUGUGUGUGUGUGUGUGUGUGUGUGUGUGUGUGUGUGUGUGUGUGU